UCUCUGGAGGCCUUGGCAUCCCGUGGAGACCAUGCAUCUUUCUCAGAGUUUCCAGCAUUAAUUGUGGCCUGACGUGACACCUCUGUUAAUUGCUGUUCCUGCAGCCACCCGCCUGUCUCCUGUAUGUGACACAUUCCAGUAGAAAUACUUAAAACUCAAGGAUGGAUUUCUUCCUUAACAUUUUCCCUGAGCUCAGAAGUGGAUUAGUUUCCUUUCUUUUCACUUGAAGAGGUGCUGGACUCCACAUUUAACAUUUAUCAUCAUCUAGUUGGAAGGAAAGGAAACAUGACCUGUGCAGAUCUCACACAGUUGCUGUGAGGUUGACUCCCAGCUGCUGGGCCUGAGGACAAGCGUGGGACGAUGUCGGAGGCGCGGCACGACAGCACGAGCAGUUUACAGCGCAAGAAGCCACCAUGGCUAAAGCUGGACAUCCCGGUGCCAGUGCCCCUGCCCGUGCCAGAGGAGCCCCUCCAGCCCGUGCAGCCGACGCGGCGCCAGGCGUUCCUGCGGAGCGUGAGCAUGCCGGCCGACAACAGCCGCGCGCCGUCCCUGCCGCACGACCCCGCCAGGAGAGCGGGGCUGCAGCGCCAGACCUCCAUCACCCAGACCAUCAAGAGCAGGCAGGUUCGGUUUCAGAGGAGUCAGACCCUGCCCGCGGGCGGGCGCCGGGGGGGCAGGAGCUCCCUGCGAAAGCGGCAGUCCCUGCCCCGAUCGUUCUUCAGAGGCACAGCAGACUGGUUUGGGGUGAGCAAAGACAGCGAUGCCACUCAGAAAUGGCAGAGGAAGAGCCUCCGGCACUGCAGCCUGCGCUAUGGGAAGCUCAAGCCUCAGGUCAUCCGGGAGAUGGACCUGCCCAGCCAGGACAACAUUUCUCUGACCAGCACAGAGACCCCUCCUCCUCUCUACGUGGGGCCCUGCCAGCUGGGCAUGCAGAAGGCGGCCGCCGCGCUGGUCAAGGGCCGCUCUGUGAAGGACAGCACCCUGAGGAGGGCCCAGCGGCGCAGCUUCACCCCCGCCAGCUUCCUGGAGGAGGACACGGUGGAUUUCCCAGAUGAGCUCGACACGUCCUUCUUCGCUCGGGAAGGAGUCCUUCAUGAGGAGCUCUCCACUUACCCCGAUGAAGUGUUCGAGUCGCCGUCAGAAGCUGCCAUCAAAGAUGCCGAGGUGAAACCUCCAGAUCAGACAGAUCUCACAGGAGGUGCUUUGGACAAAAAUGAGCUUGAGAGAAGUCAUUUACUACUCCCCCUGGAGCGUGGCUGGAGGAAGCAGAAGGACGGGGCCCUGGCGCAGCCCAAGGUGCGCCUGCGGCAGGAGGUGGUGAGCGUGAGCCCGCAGCGGCGCGGGCAGCGCAUCGCCGUGCCCGUCAGGAAGCUCUUUGCCAAGGAGAAGAGGCCCUACGGGCUGGGCAUGGUGGGCAAGCUGACCAACAGGACCUACCGCAAGCGUAUCGACAGCUACGUCAAACGGCAGAUCGAGGACAUGGAUGACCACAGGCCUUUCUUCACUUACUGGGUCACCUUUGUGCACUCCCUCAUCACCAUCCUCGCUGUGUGCAUCUACGGCAUCGCCCCUGUGGGGUUCUCACAGCAUGAAACUGUUGAUUCAGUCUUGAGAAACAGAGGAGUUUAUGAAAAUGUCAAAUAUGUUCAGCAGGAAAACUUCUGGAUCGGCCCCAGCUCAGAGGCCCUGAUCCACCUGGGGGCCAAGUUCUCCCCGUGCAUGAGGCAGGACCAGCAGGUGCACAGCUUCAUCAGCGCCAAGCGCGAGAAGGAGAAGCACUCGGCGUGCUGCGUGCGCAACGACAAGUCCGGCUGCGUGCAGACCUCGGAGGAGGAGUGCUCAUCCACGCUGGCCGUGUGGGUGAAGUGGCCCCAUCACCCCAGCACGCCGAUGCUGGCAGGGAACAAGAGGCAGUUUGGUUCUGUGUGUCACCAGGACCCCAGGGUGUGUGAGCAGCCAGCCUCGAUGGAGCCCCACGAGUGGCCCGAUGACAUCACCAAGUGGCCGAUCUGCACAAAAAACAGUGCUGGGAAUUACACCAACCACCUCCACAUGGACUGUGUGAUUACAGGCCGGCCCUGCUGCAUUGGGACCAAGGGAAGGUGUGAAAUUACCUCGCGGGAGUAUUGUGAAUUCAUGCGGGGCUAUUUCCACGAGGAGGCGACGCUCUGCUCUCAGGUGCACUGCAUGGAUGAUGUCUGUGGGCUCCUUCCUUUCCUCAAUCCAGAAGUCCCUGACCAGUUCUACCGCCUCUGGCUCUCCCUUUUCCUCCAUGCUGGGAUCCUGCACUGUCUGGUUUCAGUGUGUUUCCAAAUGACGAUCCUGCGGGACCUGGAGAAGCUGGCAGGAUGGCACCGCAUCUCCAUCAUCUACCUGCUCAGUGGCAUCACUGGCAACCUUGCCAGUGCAAUAUUCCUACCCUACAGAGCAGAGGUUGGCCCUGCAGGAUCCCAGUUUGGAAUUCUGGCCUGUCUCUUUGUGGAGCUCUUCCAGAGUUGGCAAAUCCUGGCACGCCCAUGGAGGGCUUUCUUCAAGCUGCUGGCUGUGGUGCUCUUUCUUUUUGCCUUUGGCCUCCUGCCUUGGAUCGAUAAUUUCGCUCACAUUUCAGGAUUUAUCAGUGGUUUCUUCCUCUCCUUUGCCUUCCUGCCCUACAUUAGCUUUGGGAAGUUCGAUUUAUAUAGGAAACGAUGCCAAAUUAUAGUUUUCCAGCUCAUCUUCAUUGCACUCUUCUCAGGACUGGUGAUUCUGUUCUAUUUCUACCCCAUCAAGUGCGAGUGGUGCGAGUUCCUCACUUGUAUACCCUUCACAGACAAAUUCUGCGAGAAAUACGACCUGGAUGCACAGCUCCACUGACAGCAAAGACUGCCUUCUCGAGCAGGCCCUGGAGAUGGACUGUCUUUGCAUUUGCUGUGCCAUGGGGACAAAGCCUCUAAUCCAAUGACACUUCUAACCCUGCCCGUGGUUAAUUUAAACUGUCUCCUUAGCACUUGGCAGGCAUGGUUUGCCUUAUCUCAGAAGACUCUGAAAAACAGAACGUUUGUGCCUUGUUCAAUUGUAUUGAACCUUUUCUGCUGCCAUUAUUUUUAUUACACUAGUUUCAAUACUACAUUUUUAACCAGAGUUGUUUACUACUGCUAAGGUGGUGAUUAAACGGUGAGUAGCGUUUUAGCUACUGUGAAUUGUU
This is a messenger RNA of Zonotrichia albicollis (white-throated sparrow), 3184 nucleotides long. Lineage: Eukaryota; Metazoa; Chordata; Aves; Passeriformes; Passerellidae. The record is from RefSeq and is a predicted model, not a curated record.